GCUGACGUGAACAACCUGCUGCAGUUCUGCCGGUCUCUCGCCCCCACGAAGGCCGUGAAGCUGAACGACACGGGCAAGAUAGCCUUCAUCGAGUGCGGAGACGACGCGGACGUCAGGGUACCACCCAGCGACGUCGUCCAUCAGAUGCCCCUGGUGGCGCAGCUGUUGCACCAGCUGAUGCGGGUGCGGACGAAGUUUAAGGUCCUGACCGACCAGGGCAUCUGGCACGAGCCCAGCCCGAUCGGGUCUCCAAAUUUCUUGGGCGGCAUGAAGUGGCACGUUAACGGGCAACGGACGAUGGGCAGCCCCUACACCCGCUCGAACAUGGGCUACAUGUGCGAGAUGCGGACCGAGAUCAAGUGCCACUGGGGCGUCUGCUCGUCGCUGCUUGGGCGAGAGGGCCCCGACCAGGUCCGCAUCACCGGCCUCACCAUCCUGCCGCCGCCCGGCACCAUGUCGGGCACCGUCAUGAUCCUGGCAUUCCUCGCUGGGCCCUUCAGGGUCACGUUCCUGGGCGAGGAGGCGGGCUUCAAGGGCGUGCACAUCGUGGCGACCGACGUGCAAGGCGCGCGCCCGAUGGUGCUGUCGUUCGCGCCCGGCUGGUGGACGCCGGAAGACAUGCGCCGCCUCAACGACUUCCGCAUGGCGAUGAACGAGCUGCUGACGUCGCCGGAGCAGGAUUCCGCGGCGGAGGCAACUCGGCGGUACAAGGAGCGGCUUGCCCUGUCCUACGCCGCGGCCUGA
Prorocentrum cordatum is the source of this 744-nucleotide messenger RNA. The record is from the annotation of a GenBank genome assembly. NCBI's taxonomy places the organism in Eukaryota, Dinophyceae, Prorocentrales, Prorocentraceae.